Aspergillus mulundensis is the source of this 2688-nucleotide messenger RNA. Its product is annotated as Beta-galactosidase. Lineage: Eukaryota; Fungi; Ascomycota; Eurotiomycetes; Eurotiales; Aspergillaceae. The record is from RefSeq and is a predicted model, not a curated record. Gene Ontology annotation, biological process: carbohydrate metabolic process. Gene Ontology annotation, molecular function: hydrolase activity, hydrolyzing O-glycosyl compounds. Bases 1 to 2688 code for a protein of 895 amino acids. The transcript has a single exon.
AUGAAACUCCUCUCCUGCAUCCAUCUGGGUUGGACCCUUGGACUCCUGGGUUUACCUGCUCAAGCAUCGCCUGUCCAAAAUACGACCGCGAUCGCUUCUGGAAAUGUCCGUGAACGGACCAGUCUGAACAAGGACUGGAAGUUCUGGCACUCCAAGGAGAUUCCAGAUAAUGUCGUUUACGAUCUGCGGCCCGACGCAAAUGAUUCGAGCCUCGUUGUGCUGAAGCCUUGGGUCCUUCCGUCUGGUAACGACUACAUCGCGGACGCGAGUGCACAGUAUGAACGUCCUUUGACAGAGCCGGAUAUUGAUCUUCCGUACGUGGAAAAUGAGUUUGACGACACUGACUGGGAGCAAGUUCACCUACCCCAUGACUGGGCCAUCAAGGGACCAUUUUAUACCGAUGAGGACCCCGAGAUUGGUUCAGCCAUGGGCAGACUACCAGUGCAAGGUGUAGGGUGGUAUCGGCGCAAGCUGGACGUCUCCAGAAAAGACAAAGACGACCUGGUCUUGUUGGAGAUUGACGGUGCCAUGUCCUAUCCGAUUGUCUGGGUGAACGGCCACUUGGUCGGUGGAUGGCCCUACGGAUACAACUCGUUCCAGCUCGAUAUCACGCCGUACCUCAAACCGGGCAAAGGGAAUCAGCUCGCGAUUCGGGUUGAGAAUCCGGCUGGCGAUUCGUCACGAUGGUACCCUGGUGCUGGGAUCUAUCGCAAUGUCUGGUUGACCAAAGUCAACCCUAUCCACGUCGCUCAUUAUGGAACGAAGGUGACGACUAAGGAUAUUUCCACGCGGAAGGCUACAGUCGAUCUUGAGGUACAAAUUGAAAACAAAGCAGACAAAACGCAAAAAGUUGAGGUUGUCACGGAGGUCUUUGUGCAUGGCUCCAAACAUGGCCGAAAGGUCGCGCAGUUCCCCCGACAAGACAUCUCUCUGCAACCAGAAAGCAAAGGGUCAGUAUCUGUUUCUACAACCAUCAGAGACCCUCGCUUAUGGGGCCCUCCACCGACUCAGUCACCCGAUCUCUACGUCGCCGUCACCUCGUUGUACGAUGCCCGAGGCCGUCUGCUCGAUAUCUACAAAACCAAGUUUGGAAUCCGGUCGGUAGAGUACACUCCCGAUAACGGGCUGCUCGUUAACGGUGAACGAGUACCCAUCCAAGGAGUCAACCAGCACCACGACCUCGGUGCCCUGGGAGCAGCAUGGAACAAGCGUGCAGCCCGACGCCAACUCGAGAUUUUACAAGAGCUAGGUGUCAACGCAAUCAGGACAGCACAUAACCCCCCAACACCUGAGCUCCUAGAAUUGACAGAUGAGAUGGGCUUCCUCGUUCUGGACGAGAUCUUCGACUCCUGGGCGCAGCAAAAGACCGAGUCCGACUUCCACCUUAUUUUCAACGACUGGAGCGAGCCGGAUCUACGCUCAUGGCUCCGACGAGAUCGGAACCACCCUUCCGUUAUCAUCUGGAGUUACGGGAAUGAAAUCGCAGAGCAGAACCGAGAUGCAGUCGCAGCAGAAAUCGCCACGUACCUACAAGGCAUCGUGAAGGAGGAAGACACCACUCGUCCAACUACAGCAUCGAUGAACAGCGCAUGGCCCAAUUCAUCGUUUGCAGGCGUAGUCGACCUCAUCAGCCUCAACUACCAAGGGGAAGGACUACGAUACGGCCCCGCCUACGCCCACCUAACCGGCAACCGAAGAGACCCCCAGUACGACGCAUUCCACGCCGCGCAUCCCGAGAAACUCAUCCUCGGCAGCGAAGUCGCUUGGUCCCUCAGCAGCCGUGGCUCAUUCUCCUUCCCAGUGACAAGCUACCAAAGCGCCCCGGUAAACGACACCUCAGGCGGGAACUCGACGACCCUCGAGAUCUCCGCCUACGAGCUCUACUCCGCCGACGCAGGCUCAGCGCCCGAUCGCGUGUUCUCAACGCAAGACCAGCACCCCUUCGUCGCGGGCGGUUUUGUCUGGGCCGGAUGGGACUAUAUCGGCGAGCCGUAUCCGUACUACGACGGCGCAAGGAGCGCCUACUCGGGCAUUAUCGAUCUUGCGGGAUUCAAGAAAGAACGCUUCUACCAGUACCAGGCGCGUUGGCGCCCGGAUUUCCCAAUGGCACAUAUCGUCCCUCACUGGACGUGGCCGGAUCGAGUUGGAGAGGUUACACCCGUUCAUGUCUUUACCUCUGGGGAUGAGGCGGAGUUGUUCCUUAAUGGUGUAUCGCAGGGGAGACGCAAGAAGGAGCCCCUUACGUAUCGGAUUCGAUGGGAUGAUGUCGUCUAUGAGCCCGGUGAGGUGUAUGUCGUUGCGUACAAGGAUGGUACCGAGUGGGCAACGCAUACCGUUCGCACGGCAGGCGCACCAGCCGCUCUUCGUCUUAGUGCUGACCGCGAGGCGAUAGCUGCAGACGGCGAGGACCUCUUGUUUGUCACUGUUGAGGUCGUCGAUGCAGAGGGUAUUGUCGUCCCGCAGGCAGAUAACUUGAUUCAUUUUGAGGUGUCGGGGCCAGCUGAGAUUGUGGCUACGGACAAUGGUUUCCAGGCGGAUUUUACGGCUUUCCCGUCGCAUGAUAGGAAGGCUUUCAAUGGGCUGGCCCUGGCCAUCGUUAAGGGGGUUGAUGGUAGGAAGGGGGAUAUUGUUGUUACGGCGUCGAGUCAGGGCGUUGAAAAAGGAGAGGUGGUUAUGAAAACCGUCUAG